AUGAACCCUCCCAGCCUACUGGUCGAAGAAGAGUUGGAUGGAGACGGAGAUGCGACGAGUGCGUGGGUCCUGGCCGUCUAUGUCGACGAAAAGGGCAAGGAGAUGCGGUUCAAGCGCACCGUCUCGAUGGCAGGCAGCUCCGAAUAUCGACUCAACAAUAAGGUUGUCACCCACAAGACGUACGACGAGGCGUUGCAGUCUCAGAACAUUCUCGUACAAGCCAAAAACUUUCUCGUGUUCCAAGGCGACGUUGAGGCCAUUGCAUCGCAAUCGCCAAAGGACUUGACCAAACUUAUUGAGCGCAUCUCUGGAUCAUUGGAGCUGGCAAAGGACUAUGAAGAAGCCAAGCGAGCGCAGGAUAAAGCUACUGAGAGCUCUACGUUCAACUUUACCAAACGCCGUGGGAUCAUGGCGGAGAUUAAGCAGUUCAAGGAACAAAAGACAGAGGCGGAUAAGUUUGAAAAGUUGCUUGAUGAGAGGGACGAGCUGGUUAUCCAACGUCUGCUCUGGCGCUUGUACAACAUCGAGAGUACGAUCAAACGCAAUACCCAAUCCAUCAAGAAACGCGACGCCGAACUGGCUGGGAUACGGGCUGAGCUAACUCGACAAGAAGACGCACUUGCGCUCGCACAGCAGCAGCAGGCAAAAGCGAGGAGCGAGGUGAUGAAGAAGGAAAAGGCGAUCAAAAAGCAGGAGAAGACUAUUGAGGCAAAGAAACCGGCACUUUUAGCAGUCGAGACACAAAUCACACAUGGUGAACGCAAGAUACAAAACGCGGAGAAGAUUGCCCAAGAAGUCAAGCGCGAUUUCAGCAAGGAGCAGGAAAAGCUCGAGCGUCUCAAGGCGGAUCUGUUGGUAGUACAGAAGACUGCCGAGAUGGCAACAAAGGCGCAAAAGCGCGUGGCCAAUUCCAGUCUCAAACUCGCUGAAGGACAUUUGGAGGAGUAUCAAGCACUCAAAUCGAAUGCGACAUCGCAUGCCGUCGCCGAACGCCAAGGACUCGACAAACUCAACAGAGAUUACAAGAUUGGAGCGCGUUCGUUGGCCACUUUGCAAGCCAAACAUGACGAACACGAUUCUAAGCAAACGACUUUGAUGCAAGAUUAUGAGACCUGGAAGGAAAAGGCGGCAGAGGCAGAAGAAAAAGUCACCAAGCUCAAAGCCGACGUCAAAGCAGUGAAACAGCAUCUGGAUAAGAACGAGGCCGAACGGACAAAAAUCACGAAACUCGAAGGCGAGGUCAAUGAAAAGCUGCAAAACAUUCACAAUCAACUUCUGCAAGCCAGUGCGGAACAGCGUGAGACGGAACGUGACCGCAGUUUCAAAGAGAAUCUCCAAAAUUUGCAACGUAUCUUCCCGGGCGUGCGCGGAAGACUGGUUGACCUUUGCAAGCCGAGUGCGCGUAAAUACGACUUGGCGGUCUCGGUUGUUCUUGGACGGAAUAUCGAUGCAAUUGUGGUCGAUACGGAGAAGACCUGUAUCGAAUGCAUCGAGUAUAUGCGAAAUCAACGUGCUGGACAAGCGACCUUUAUACCACUUGAUACAAUCAAAGUCAAACCUAUCAACGAUCGGUUGCGGAGUCUGGCAAAGGGAGCACGACUUGCUGUCGAGGUGGUUCAAUGUGACCCGUCUGUCGAGCGUGCUGUUCAUCACGCUUGCGGAAAUGCACUCAUUUGCGACACGAUGGAUAUUGCGCGAGAGGUCUCGUUUGGCCGAGGGCAAGACGUCAAAGCGGUGUCAUUGGAUGGUACUGUCAUCCAUAAAAGUGGUCUCAUGACUGGUGGGCGUAGCACACACAAUACUGGAAAGACCUGGGAGGAAAGGGAGAUUCAGAAUCUUCAACGGGCCCGAGAUGAGCUUCUUGCCCAGAUGAGGGACCUGAACAAGUCGAAACCCCGUGCGAGAGCGGAUGAGGGACUCACGACGGAGUUUAACCGCCUCGAGUCAGCCCUAGUGAUUGCAAGGGAGGAGCGGGCCUCUGCCAGAUCCAAAGUUGACGACAUCAAGAAAGAACUGAAGCAUAUCCACGACGAGCUCGCGAAACUCGCUCCACAGCUAAAGAAGGCCAAUGAGUCUCAAUCCGCUAUUGAACGUGAAAUGGCCAAGCUACAGAGUGUCGUAGACAAGGCUGAGAGCGAGGUCUUUGCUGAGUUUUGUGAGAAGUAUCGAUUCUCAAGUAUUCGGGAGUAUGAAGAUCGGCAGCUCAAGUCUGCUCAGGAGGAAUCGGAGAUUCGCCUUCGAUUUGAUACUCAAAUUUCCCGAUUGACUCACCAAAUCCGGUUCAGCGAAGAACAAGCGAAUAGCACGCGUACCCGGUUGGAACGCUUGGAGGAAGCAGCGUCGUCGCAACGCGCUCAACUCGCAACGCUUGAGGCCGAACAAGCAGCGAUCAAAGAAGAGAUGGACUCGUUAUCUGCUGGACUGGAGACUAUUCAGGAAGAGUUGAAGGAUCUCAACGCCAACCUUGAGGAAAAGUCCAAGGAACUUGAUAGUGCGAAAAAGCUUGCAGUCAAGGCAUCCAAAGAUCACGAUCGAGCAAUGAAGGAGAUUGCGUCCAUGAAUGACGAGAUUCAGUCACUUGCAAUGGACCGUGGAAACAUCUACCGCAAAUGCCGCCUAGAAGAGGUUCCUUUGCCACUGCGACAAGGCGGUUUAUCUGACGUCCCCGUCACCGAGAACAUUCGUCAAGAAGUUGGCAUGGAUGUCGAUGAGGAAGAUACGUCUCCGGUCAAAGAUGUCGAAGACUAUGGCCUGGUCGUCGACUUUUCGAGCGUUGACGCCGACGAACUGGAAAAUCCUCGAUUCGGCGACCAGCUCGACACAAAGAUUCAGAAUUUGACAGCGGAGAUUGACCAUAUGGCUCCGAACAUGAAAGCAAACGAGCGGUUGGGAGACGUUGCAUCGAAACUCAAGGAGGCAGAGGUAGAGGCUGAGCAGGCAAAGAAGGCAUCGAAAGCCGCUCGCGAUCGCUUCAACGAAGUAAGGCGGGAACGAACUCUGCUGUUCCGCAAAGCGUUUGAUCACAUCUCGGACUGUAUCGACAAAGUAUACAAAGAUCUUACAAAGGGCAAGGCCGCGCCGAUGGGAGGAGUGGCGUACCUUAAUCUAGAAGAUAAUGAGGAACCGUACCUGGGUGGGAUUACCUUCCAUGCCAUGCCCCCGAUGAAACGUUUUCGCGACAUGGAUCAACUCUCUGGAGGAGAAAAGACAGUCGCGGCUCUUGCACUGCUGUUCGCGAUCCACAGCUUCCAACCCUCGCCUUUCUUCGUAUUGGAUGAAGUAGAUGCCGCGUUGGACAACACUAAUGUUGCCAAAGUGGCCAAUUAUAUUCGGCAGCACUGCGCGGACACGUUCCAGUUUAUCGUCAUCUCGCUCAAGGGGUCCCUCUACGAGAGAAGUCAUUCACUUGUCGGCAUAUACCGUGACCAAGACGUCAAUAGCUCCAGCACCCUGACCCUCGACCUCGCAGCCUAUGACACUCAACGAUAG
Messenger RNA from Serendipita indica DSM 11827, 3489 nucleotides. The record is from the annotation of a GenBank genome assembly. NCBI's taxonomy places the organism in Eukaryota, Fungi, Basidiomycota, Agaricomycetes, Sebacinales, Serendipitaceae.